Messenger RNA from Heterobilharzia americana, 1272 nucleotides. NCBI's taxonomy places the organism in Eukaryota, Metazoa, Platyhelminthes, Trematoda, Strigeidida, Schistosomatidae. The record is from the annotation of a GenBank genome assembly.
AUGGAAAAGAACAUAUCAUCGUUAAAGUCGCAGUUAAUUGAUGCUGAAAAUAGACUAUUGACUCACCUAAAAAGUCACCAUAAUUUGCGACCAGCCCGGACAGAUUUCCUUGUACUUGUAUCUGAUUUUGAAGAAUUGGGACGGAAAAGUCAGUUUUUAUACGAAAAUGCUAGAGAAAAGGUCAUACCUCGACUUAAAUCAGUUCAGUGCAACUUAAUAAAUAAAGGCGAUAACCGAGUAUCAUCAGCUUCGGCAGUACAUCAAGAUGCAGUCUCUCAACUUCAAGAACUUUUGGAUAUGCACGCCAACUGUUUUUAUUUACUUAAAUUGCAUGAAGCUUUAGUUAGCUUAGAAUCUUCGGUUUAUCAUUUACUUUCCCAAUGCUCAUCUCUCUCAACAGUUGAUCAUAAAGAGAACUGUGUAGACUUCAUUGGUGAUAACAAAUCAAAGGGAAAAACAAAUAUAUUGUUGGAACAUACGGAAAUAGGUGAAACAACCUAUCGUUUAUGCGUUAAUACAAUUAUACAAUCUCUUGAAACAGUUGAAGAUCUCUUCUCUCAACAGACGAAGUUUAAUAAAGAUUCUCUACUAAUUUUCCAAGAUUUCCUGAAAACAUACACACGAUGCAAGGAUAUGCUUGCUCAACAUGUUGACGAGUUUUGGAGUCGAUGGUUCAUCCUAGAAGUGCCUUCAAAGCAGAGAAAUGAUGAUGAUCCAUUCUUACCAAGUGUUAAUCAAACUCAGUCAGAUGAUUUCUUCAGCUUUUUGUUGGAUCCAUGCAUACGACCACCUGCAGAUAUGCAUAAAAUCUUGACACAAGAAGAUCCCUUGUUAGAUUCAAGUUUCUAUCACCUUUCUGACUAUGGUGAACCAACUACACAGGCGUAUGAACAAUCAUCGAUUAUGGCUAGUCUUAAGAUAUUAGCCAAACCUGAAUUGGUUUCACAGUUGUUGUAUAUCAUUGAAGCUUUAAAGGAAUCGAAGGGUCGUAUUUAUCAACUAUCCUAUCAAAUUUGGACCUAUUUCUUCAAACCUUGGCUUAGAAAAGCACCUUGUGUGUCAGGAUCAGGGAUGGGCUGGCCAGAAUUGAAGUGUCAGGUGCUCGAAGAGUUUGAUGAACAUGAAUGUAAUCAUAACUUAUUUGUAGGCGAUAAAAAUACUCCAGCAUCCCUUGUGCAUGUUACACCAUACUUACAUGUAUCUUUAAUUGCUCCAACGGAUAUAGAUAAGCAUAAAAAUGAGGAUUAUGUUGAGAGUCCUGAAGAUGUUUAG